This is a messenger RNA of Lathyrus oleraceus (garden pea), 1033 nucleotides long. RefSeq lists its product as uncharacterized. The transcript has a single exon. The record is from RefSeq and is a predicted model, not a curated record. The coding region runs from base 163 to 783 and encodes 206 amino acids. Lineage: Eukaryota; Viridiplantae; Streptophyta; Magnoliopsida; Fabales; Fabaceae.
ACUACCUAGUUGUAUCUUGUCCUAUAUAAACCCUUGUCCACACCUUGUACUCUUUCGUGCCAAAGUACAAAGUUUGUACAAUAACAUUCAUACUCUCUCAAACCUAAACAUUCCACAAUUCUUUUUUUCACUUUCACAACCUAUUUUCCAAACUCUCUCACAAUGACCAACAUGAAGAACAAAACAACAAAGUUGUUGAAGCAAAUCAUAGCCGGUUUAACCUCAAUCACAAAGUCAAAAACCAUGGCUUUAAAAUCUAAAGCAAACGCCAUCAAAGCUCGUUUGAUUAUAUUCUCACUCAUGAAGAACAAAAAGUUCCUCAUGACUUCCAUUUCAGAUAAAUUCCAUUCCAUUUGGGGGAACCAUUCUCAUCAUCAUUCCAAGGAAGAUUGUUUAAUUGAAGAAGGUGUCAAUUAUGAUAAUCAUCAUCCUAGAGCCAUGGUUAUGUAUAACAACAACGCCCGCACUUACGAAGCGUUGCAAAAUCCAAGUGAAACACAAGUUGUGGAUGAACAAGAUCAAGAAGAUGGUUACUAUGAGGAUGAGGAUGAUAAGUACCCUGAUUUGACUCACAGUCUUUUUGAUUCUGAGGAAUUGGAUUUUGGAGGAUCAGUGAUUGAUAGAGUGAAGAAUUGUAAGGAAGAAGCGGGGAAAGAGUUUAAACUUGAGGAUGAUAUUGAUGAAGUUGCUGAUCUUUUUAUCAGAAGAUUUAGAAGAAAUAUAAUCUUGCAGAAACAAGAUUCAUUGAAGAGAAAGAGACAAAUCGAGCAAAAUGGUACUUGAAAUCUGAAUAAAUGCAAAAAAGUCUAUUCUCCAAUACUUAAUAUUUUUGGACCAAUUAAAGAAUUCAUAGUUGAGAAACAUAAUGGGUGCACUAAUACGAUUGUUUGAAAUAAACUAUAUCAUUUUAAAUUGUCUAGUUACUAAUAAUUUAAAAACAAUGUGGAAAUUAUAGAUAAAACACUACCAAGGUGUCAAUACGGAUUUAAAGGAUUAUACCCCUCUAAUCAAUUUCAAUACAAUUCAUUCUCUA